CUAUAAAGAUUACAGUUCAGAUCUUGUUAGGACAUUUCAUUGCUGUUCUUUGAGUGACCUCGGUUCGAGAUUUUCCUGCGAGUGCGUACAGUGUUUUAGUUGAAUAUGCCGCGUUCGUUUCUCGUUAAGAACAAAAAGGAAGAGGAACUGUUGGAUGGCCCAGAACAUAAAAGUGCAUUUAGAGCUGUGAUGCCCAGAAAUUCAGAUAUGAACGUGCAGACACGAGACACAAAAAAUGACCAAGACAGUCAACCCGGGUCGACACAUCACACGUUUCUUCUUACGCCAACAGUUGUUGUGAAACGAGAACGUGAGCACGUGCAGCCCGCGGACGCACACGCUCAGACGCCACUCUCACCAACGAAACUAGACAGACAUAGCGAUUUGUCCGCCUUCAGUGUUUUCCGCCCUUGGUUGACGGAACCGAAGCAAGCUUCGCAAGGCACUCACCUAUGGCAACGCGAGCCUCUGGGUACCCUGUUACAGUCGCGUGAAUUCCGUCUGCGAUAUGGCGACUUCUACCGCUAUCACGUUAUGCACGGGCUGACGCAAAACCACCUUGACCUUUUCCCGUUCACCGCGCCCUUGUGGGCGGACCCACGGUUCCACCCUCACUUCGACAAGAAACCCUGGAACUGCGGCUUCUCCACAAGAGGCGGCAAACCCUCCUCCGGUGACGCGACCAGUGAGGCCACCUACGUCAAGGGCUCCUAUGAAUGCGUCAAGUGUCUGAAGCAGUUCAGCACGCCACACGGACUCGAGGUGCACGUGCGGCGCUCACACAGCGGGCGGCGUCCGUUCGCGUGCGACAUCUGCAACAAGACGUUCGGUCACGCCGUGAGCCUGUCGCAGCAUCGCGCCGUGCACACGCAGGAGAAGAGCUUCCAGUGCACGCAAUGCGGAAAGACGUUCAAGAGGUCGUCCACUCUGUCGACGCAUCUCCUCAUCCACAGCGACACCAGACCCUACCCGUGUCCGUACUGCGGCAAGAGAUUCCACCAGAAGUCAGACAUGAAGAAACACACGUACAUUCAUACAGGUGAGAAACCUUAUAAAUGCAGCCAUUGCGGCAAGGCGUUCAGCCAGUCGUCCAACCUCAUCACCCACUGCCGGAAACACACGGGCUUCAAGCCGUUCUCCUGUAAGAAGUGCACCAGGGCCUUUCAGCGGAAAGUCGACCUCAGGCGCCACGUGGAGACACAGCACGCAGAGGACAAGCAGGAGCCUGCCAGCCAAACACAGGAGCACAGGACGGAGUCUCCACUGAUGUCACCCAUGACGUCACCCAUGACGUCACCAACUUCUUCGUCGCUCUCUUCGCCAAUCAGCCCGCCUGUCUCUUCUCAUUUGUCACCGAUAUCCCAGAACUCUGCUCACAUCCCGCACUUCAUGUCACAGCCUCAGCGAUUGGCUGAACACAUAGCUCUGCGUUCAUAACCACCCUGCGGGGGUUUAUUUAUUUAUUUAGUAUUCGAUUUUAUUCGAUUUUUAUCCGUUACCCCCACCCACUCUCCAUCAUGGAAGAAGAACAGUGGAAAAGUUGUCAAGUUAAUAUACAAUUGUGAAUACACAACAAAACGAAAAUGUGAAUAGAGUGUGAAUAUAAAUGAAGACUCAAACAAACAGAAUUUAAUUGUGAAUACACAAUAACAAUGUAAUUAUAACAAAAAGUGCAGUGUUCGGAGUGAUGGGGUUUCUUCUUCUUUUUCUUCUCUCUUUUACGGUCGGACUUGUCUACGGAGUGUCUUAUGUACACAGGUGGUUGUAAAACAAGAUGUGCUUCAUAAUAGGUUCGACUACUGUUUUUUGGACAUUCUAGUGAUAGGGUAGGGGUGGGUAAUUUUUUCUACUAAAUUUGAUCGAACACAUUUUAGUUUCCAGUGAUUUGUAGUGGAUUCAAGAGCAUAGUGAAUUAUCAUUACCAUUUUAACAUUGUACCCUAGUCAGUAAAUGCACAUUGUUAUCUUACCAGCCAUACAUUUAUCUCCUGAUGAAUUUUAACAAAUUGUUUAAAGGGACAUUUGUGUUUUUAUAGCUUAUUUUCGGCUAAUAGAGUCAUUGAAAUUACACAUGAAGCU
This is a messenger RNA of Gigantopelta aegis, 2078 nucleotides long. Its product is annotated as zinc finger protein sens-like. The record is from RefSeq and is a predicted model, not a curated record. Gene Ontology annotation, biological process: regulation of transcription by RNA polymerase II. The transcript has 4 exons. Gene Ontology annotation, molecular function: RNA polymerase II cis-regulatory region sequence-specific DNA binding; DNA-binding transcription factor activity. NCBI's taxonomy places the organism in Eukaryota, Metazoa, Mollusca, Gastropoda, Neomphalida, Peltospiridae. The coding region runs from base 106 to 1437 and encodes 443 amino acids.